GUGCCCGAUGAAUAAGGUAGGUAAUAGCACGGUGUGUACUUAGGUACAGAGCCAGACUGCGCUAAGGGCCGGCAAGCUUUACAGCGGUCGUGCUUCCUGCGGGGAAGGGAUGCGCCUUAUCUUAUCGGCACGCCUAAUGCUGGCGAGGAAGGCCCGCACUGGGAGAACUGAUCCAUACUCCCAUCCAUUGAAGUGGUCCCCUCGUCACCAGCCCAUGCCGCAAUCUUCACUCUUUUUCCCCGUUACAUGUUUCGGCAUGCGCCCACGAACAAAAGCACCCGCUGAGGAAACGGCCCUGGAACUGCAGCUUUCGAGACCCUUCUAACCACCAGCAUGAGUUGCCUUUGACUCUCUUGACCCACGCGACACCGACCAGGUAGCUUUGUAACGGCCUCGACACAUGCGCUCGCGACCUCAAGCUUUUUGGACAAAAGCUGUGGACGAACUUCAUCUCCGAGCUUCUGUAAGCUGUCGCCUUCUCCCAUCGGUAUUUUUAAGACGACGAAGCGUCACAAUCUGGCGAGGCAGACCGAACGACAUCCGCAACGACGACCGUAACACCCUACAGCUUCUCGCACGCUUCCUGAACGAGCGCGUCGACAUGCCUGCGGACAAAUCGAAAAAGCGCAAGGCGGACAAGGACCUACAGAGAUACUACGCUGUGCGCGUCGGUCUCCGGCCAGGUGUAUAUUUGACAUGGCUUGAAUGCCAGAAACAGACUGCUCAUCAAAAAGGAGCAAUAUACAAGUCUUUUUUCACACGCGAAGAGGCCCAGGCUUUUGUGGAAGGCAAGUUCGUACCCGCGCCAGCCGGGGAAAAGCCCUCCCCUCCAAGAUACUAUGCUGUCGCGCGUGGUCAUUUCACGGGCAUCUUCGUCAACGACUGGGAUACGGUUUCCUUGGCAAUCAAGGAUGCCAAAGGGCCCAAGUAUAAGAGGUUCGACACAUACACCGGCGCGUUAGAGUUCAUUAGGGAAUGGGGCAAUGAGGAAACGAUUGCUGGCGCUGAGGCAGGCGCCUUGAACGCGGGUAUCAAGGUUCUGCCGAGGAAGCCAGCCACCAGCUCCGCAACGAAGGCCACGAAGGUGAAGAAGGAGAACCAUGAUGGGGUGGAGGAAGAGAUGGAGAAGGAACCUAAAGACGAUCCCGUAAAUUCGGAGGUACUGAACUUGCCGCAAAUCUAUAUCGACGGAGCUACGGCGGGCAACGGCACUCCUUCUGCCAGGGGCGGCGUGGGCGUCUACUUCGGACCCAACGAUGCAAGGAACAUAUCUGAACCCCUCGAAGGUGAACCACAAACGAAUCAGCGAGCAGAACUUACCGCCGUCCUUCGAGCACUCGAGUACACCUCAGUCACGCAAGAUGUCCAGAUCUGGACGGAUAGCGAAUACGCAAAGAACUGCGUCACUCGCGACUGCAAAAAGUGGAUGGCCAACGGCUGGAAGACUUGGAAAGGACCCGUAAAAAAUCAGGACUUGAUCAAGGCAAUAAUGGAUCAUCUCAACAGGCGAGAGGCUGCAGGGACAAUAACGAGCAUCAACUGGGUGAAGGCUCACACCACAGAGCAAGACCCGACAUCUGUAGGCAACAGGGCUGCGGAUGAGCUCGCCACGGCCGGUGCAAGAAAGACUUUGCCAACGAAGUCAAGAAGAAAGCUCAAGUGAGGCGGCAAUGAUGGGCUCUGAAUCAAAGUUGGAUGAGGAUGAUUACGAUCCUACAAAGCACGUAUAAGUCGUGUUCUUUAUGCCGGUCAGGUGGCGAUAGCAUAGGAUACGAUGCGGCAGUGAGUCGGAGGGGUCGACAGAGGGCGACCUUGCGCGCUAAUUGACGAUACCCGCACAAAGCUCCAACCCCUCGCACUACCGGUCUGCAGCAGCGAUACGGGCGAUGUUGAAUAUCGUCAUACUCGUGAAGGGUCGUUGACUUGAUGUGACGGUCAUGUCAAAGGGGCGUUUCGGGCGCAGGUGACUACGGUUGAUUGCAUGGUGCCGUUUCUGCUUGUGUCAAUAUCCCCAUUCCUUAAGACUUUUCUCGGCCUUUGAUCCUGUAAUUAUUUUUCCAAUGGCGGAUCGUAUAUCUGGU
Messenger RNA from Colletotrichum acutatum, 2081 nucleotides. Its product is annotated as ribonuclease H-like domain-containing protein. Gene Ontology annotation, biological process: DNA replication, removal of RNA primer. Gene Ontology annotation, molecular function: RNA-DNA hybrid ribonuclease activity; nucleic acid binding. The record is from RefSeq and is a predicted model, not a curated record. The transcript has 3 exons. NCBI's taxonomy places the organism in Eukaryota, Fungi, Ascomycota, Sordariomycetes, Glomerellales, Glomerellaceae. The coding region runs from base 401 to 1663 and encodes 420 amino acids.